Ornithodoros turicata is the source of this 2156-nucleotide messenger RNA. RefSeq names its product bone morphogenetic protein receptor type-1B-like (gene tkv). The coding region runs from base 148 to 1731 and encodes 527 amino acids. NCBI's taxonomy places the organism in Eukaryota, Metazoa, Arthropoda, Arachnida, Ixodida, Argasidae. The transcript is spliced from 12 exons. The record is from RefSeq and is a predicted model, not a curated record. Gene Ontology annotation, molecular function: ATP binding; SMAD binding; transforming growth factor beta receptor activity, type I. Gene Ontology annotation, biological process: dorsal/ventral pattern formation; BMP signaling pathway; cellular response to growth factor stimulus. Gene Ontology annotation, cellular component: signaling receptor complex; plasma membrane.
GUGUCGUACCGCACUCGCGUAUCGCAGUGUUGUACGUAUACAUGAUUUCUGCGUGCGAGCCACGACGUGAAAGAUUUGGACAGGAUUCACUGACACCCCAAGCGUCUCAGCACCGUUUGUCACGUGACCUAUGAAGCCCGCAAGAAAAUGGCGGAAUGUGGUGUGUGUUGUGUAAAAUUAAAAUUAAACCUAUUGCUGUGCGUGAUAGUGUUUCUUCAGUCCUGCCUUCUCCAAACUGCUUCCUGCCUUGAGUGCUACUGUGCAGGGUAUUGUCCUUUUGACGCCUUCAAUGGGACGUGUCAAGCACUGCCAAACAGUCAGUGUUUCAGCGCAGUUGAAGAAGUGUACAAUCCAGAGACUGGGGAAUAUGAACCAGAAAGGACAUAUGGGUGCCUGCCUCCCGAGGAAACAGGCUUGAUGCUGUGCAAAGGCAGCCUUGUUCCCCACAAGAUUCCAAAAUCGAUUGCGUGCUGUAGCGACGGAGACCUCUGCAACAAGUACCUGAAACCUAUGUACAAGAUCAUACCUGACGACGACGACGAGUACCCAGCCCAACUGCACCGCCGUAACGAGCUCCUCUAUCAAGUUGCCAUCAUACUGCCUACCACUGCCAUUUUGGUUCUGCUCUUUCUACUGGGCUUGUACUUCUACAUGAAACACAAGAAAUAUCCGGAGCAGGACCUGUACUACUCCUCAGGAUGCAGGGAACCUUUUAUUCCAGUCACUAAGGGUGGACCGUGCAUCCAGGAUCUCAUCGAUCAGUCCGUCACUUCGGGGAGCGGCUCUGGGCUUCCUAAAUUGGUGCAGCUGACGAUAGCUCGGCAGAUCGAGAUGGUGCAGAGCAUCGGGAAGGGCCGCUAUGGGGAGGUGUGGAAAGGGCAGUGGAGAGGGGAAUACGUGGCCGUGAAGGUGUUCUUCACCACGGAGGAAGCGAGCUGGGUGCGAGAGACCGAGAUCUACCAGACCGUCCUCCUCAGGCACGACAACAUCCUCGGUUUCGUCGCAUCGGACAUCCGCGGCACUGGCUCGUGGACCCAGAUGCUCCUGAUUACAAACUACCACGAAAACGGAUCGCUCUACGAUUACCUCUCCUCGCGCGUGGUGGACACUGACGAGGGCAUCACCCUGGCCUACACAGCAGUUUGCGGCAUUGCCCACCUCCACAUGGCCAUCUUUGGCAAACAGGGAAAGCCAGCUAUAGCACACAGGGACAUCAAAAGCAAGAACAUCCUCGUAAAGAAGAACGGCACCUGUGCGAUCGCCGACUUUGGCCUGGCAGUCAGUUUUGACGGGGAGGCCCAGAAGCUGGAUAUUGCUGCCAAUCCCCGCGUGGGUACCAAAAGGUACAUGCCUCCCGAGGUAUUGGACGAGAGCUUGUCCAAGAACAGCUUCGAUGGCUACAAGUAUGCAGACAUGUACUCCUUUGCACUAGUCCUCUGGGAGAUUGCACGACGGUGCACGAUAAACGGUGUGGCAGACGAUUACCAGAUACCCUUCCAAGGGGUUGUCCCCUCUGACCCCAGCUUCGAAGACAUGCACAAAGUAGUGUGUGUCGAUCGCAUGAGGCCUCCAAUCUCGGAAAGGUGGGAACAGUGCGAGGCCUCACGGACAUUGUCCAAGAUCAUGCGAGAGUGCUGGCACCACAACCCGACUGUCCGCCUCACGGCCCUCAGGGUCAAGAAGACGCUGGCAAAGUUGGAAGCGAGCGAACCCAGGACGAAAAUGGUCUGAAGGACAUUUCCUCCCCGCCCUUCAUCCAACUGCCAAGGUUGUCGAAAAAUUCCCCGCGGGGUCGACCUCUUCAAAAGUGCUCAACGGUCGGUUGCACCUCCCCCUUCCCUCCUCCCCCAGUGCCAUUUUGAGUGAGUGAAUGAGGCGCGUCGUUCCGCGGCGCACCCUCGGCGGUGGCAGAGGGUGGCGUGCCGCGAGUUUCCCUCCCCCCUGCGAGUGUGGUUGUGAUCGUUCGUUGUGCCGCGUGCGCAGCGACCUUGACUCGUCUCGGGGGUGUGUGUCCCGUUUUUGUGGGGACUAACCUCUCGCGAGUGGUAAGCUUCUAAAAUACUUGGUGAAGCGAGUCGUGGGUUUGAGAGUACACGCUACCGCAUCCGCAACUUGCCCUUCAUUUCAUACCGGUCGUUGGUACCAGGCUCAACGGU